CAGUCUCACCGGCGGGUCUCCAACUUUUAGGUUCGUUGGUGAGGACUAUUCUCCGCAAUGAGCUUAGCGGUGGGACAUCUCCAUCCUCCAUCCCAUCAUCCUCGUCUCCCACGGUACCGGCCUCCACAGCCCCGGUAUCCGUCGUGAACCCAGUUCUUCUUUCCAGUGUUCCGAUGUCUGUCACUACUGCAGGCGGACCAGCUUCCUCCUAUCCUUCCCUUCAUCCAGCGGGUAUUUCAUCAGGUUCCAACCUGCUGUCCUUUAUGAGCUCCGCCCCGAUCUUCUCGACGGGCAGCCUCCCGAGUACCUCUGGGGCUUCUGAACUAACUGCCCACCAGUCACUCUCCCCCGCAGGGGCAUCCCCUUCCUUGGCCACGCUACUGGCUACACCACUGGCCAACCUGGGUCCCUCCAAGACCCCGCCUCUGGUCCUGUCCUCUGCUCUCCCACCUAUCCCAGGGAAGGUUGUGGAGUCUAUCAGAUCAGGUGCCUUCGUGGAUUUUCGUGACCUGCUAUCCGACAAUGUCGCCCUACGCCAGAGGGUCAUAGACACCGGACUACUGGGAUCGCAAUCCCUCCGCCUCAGAGAGAUCGGCGACGUGGAGACCUGGCUCUGCUGCUUUUUGGCCUUUGUAGCGGCCAAGGUUGAUUGCCGGGAGACGAGAGACCUAAUGGCCUACGGCCAGAUAAUUCUGAUGUUGGCUCGUAAGCAUGGGGGGUUGGGGUGGCGUGCAUACGACGCCCAUUUUCGUCAGCUCCAAGGGGCAGGUCACAACCUCCCGUGGACAGAACUGAAUCCAUCCAUGCUGGCCGCAAAUGUCCUCCAGGCGGCUGGUCUGUUCUGCUCAAUCUGCCAGUCGCAUGACCACCGCAAGGAGGACUGUGCCCUGGCCCCUCCCACCACUCCAGCAGACCGACGCCCUCGCCCAUACAGACCAAGCGACGAGGUCUGCCGACGGUUCAAUAGAACAGCAGGUUGUUCCUCGUCCAAUUGCCGAUUUACCCACAAAUGCUGGUCAUGCGGGCUGGCUGAUCAUGGGGCCUCUGCCUGUAAGGGCAAGCCGGAGAGUAGCAGGACCCGCCCACAGGUCUCCCGCAAAGACUAAUUCCUCAUUUGGCCACUUCCAUAGUCAUCAUUAUCCAAUGGACUGUAGCAAUAUUUAACCCCUUCAGAUUCAUGCCUUGACUUGGUGCAUACACCCACACUUAUUAUUACUCUGCAUACAUUUCGGUUUUUUUUUUUUU
Amphimedon queenslandica is the source of this 1245-nucleotide messenger RNA. RefSeq lists its product as uncharacterized. NCBI's taxonomy places the organism in Eukaryota, Metazoa, Porifera, Demospongiae, Haplosclerida, Niphatidae. The transcript has 2 exons. Bases 174 to 1106 code for a protein of 310 amino acids. The record is from RefSeq and is a predicted model, not a curated record.